AGUCAACUCUUUACGCUAUACCAACAGCCCCCUUCAAACCGCAAACUACGUCAACCAACAAAGUAACUAACAACAAAAAGAGAGAUCUUUUGAUAAAAAAUAAAUUUUCGGACAAAAAAUUAAAAAGACAAAUUGAUGAAAAAAAAAGACAAAAAAGGAAACUAAGGGAGAGAAUUUUGUUAAGAAAUUAGAAUAUUUGUAAUGUCAAUGCACUGAACGAGACAAACAAAAAAAAGGAAAAAAGAAAAAAGACAUGCAGGUCACGAAUUGAGUUUUCUUGCAGCACUUGUUGACUCUCUCAUCAGAGAAGAAGAACCCUUAGUGAAUGAUAAUUCAAAUUUUCCAGGGGCAAAGUCCCAUCUUGAAAUGGGAUCCUCAGAUGAAACAGCAGUGCUUCAACUUGAGGAAGAGAACCUUGUCAGAUUAGAGCAUUUCGAUAGAAAGACAUCUUCUUUGGGCACCGCUCCUAAAAGAUCUUCUUAUGAUCUCGAAGCAGAUGAUGACAGUCAUAAAAGCAUACUGUAUAGCAUACAAAGGAACAUUAAGAUUGUUUUUUUCUCCAACAAGUUAAACAUACUUGUACCUUGUGGUCCUUUAGCCAUACUUGUCAAUGAGUUAACCGAUCAUCACGGAUGGACCUUCAUACUUAGCUUAUUAGGCAUCAUUCCGCUUGCAGAGCGUUUAGGUUGGGCCACAGAGCAGCUGGCUUUUUAUACUGGACCUACAGUGGGAGGACUUUUAAAUGCCACUUUUGGAAAUGCGACAGAGUUAAUAAUAUCAAUGUAUGCUCUGAAAAGUGGCAUGAUUCGUGUAGUGCAGCAGUCACUAUUGGGCUCAAUUCUUUCUAAUACUUUACUAGUGCUCGGAUGUGCAUUUUUUGGCGGUGGAAUUGCUAAUUCUAACAAGGAGCAGGUUUUCAACAAGGGAACUGCAGGGAUGAAUUCGGGGUUGCUUUUAAUGGCAGUUAUGUGCUUGUUGUUCCCUGCUGUCCUCCACGUUACGCACACUGAAGCUCAUUUUGGGAAGUCAGAGUUGGCGCUUUCCAGAUUUAGCAGCUGCAUUAUGCUUUUUGCAUAUGGAGCAUAUCUAUUUUUUCAGUUGACAAACCAAAAGAAUCUUUACAUGCCAAUGGCCGAGGAAGAAGAUCAGAUUGAUGGGAGUUCAGAUGAUGAAGAAGCUCCGGAGAUAUCUAAAUGGUGGUCAAUCCUAUGGCUGUCUGUUAUGACACUAUGGAUAGCAGUCCUGUCAGAGUACCUAGUUAAUACCAUAGAGGGGGCGUCCGUUGCAAUGAAUAUUCCUGUAGCAUUUAUAAGUGUGAUAGUGCUUCCCAUUGUUGGAAACGCUGCGGAGCAUGCCGGAGCUGUCAUGUUUGCUUGCAGAGACAAGCUUGACAUAUCUUUGGGAGUGGCAAUAGGUUCAUCAACACAGAUAGCCAUGUUUGGGAUCCCGUUCUGUGUUGUAGUUGGAUGGAUAAUAGGCUCACCGAUGAACUUGGACUUCCAAAUGUUUGAAACAGCCACACUUUUUAUGACUGUCCUUGUAGUAGCUUUCAUGGUGCAGGACGGGACUUCUAAUUACUUUAAAGGGUUGAUGCUCCUUUUCUGCUAUUUUAUAGUUGCUGCAAGUUUCUAUGUACAUAUAGAUCCGGAGUCUAUACAGGACAAGCCCCAAAAACAUAUAGGAUAAACGAGUAAUUUCAUGUUAAAGCUGAAGGCCCGAUGAAUAGUUGCUUGAGAUGAAGAGCACCUCGUUGCCAACCGUAAGCAGUGAUCUUGAUAAAGAAUUCAUCUAUCUGCUAGCUCAAGGUUCAGUUUUUCUCCAUAAGUUUAGUUGAGCAGCCUCUUGUUUCAGCAAAUUUGAUAUUCAUGGUCGUGUCAAUAGGUCUAUGGUAUUGUAGAUGUUGAAUUCUUUUUUCGCCUCUAAAAUGGCUGGAUGUAAGUAGUAUCAAGUUAGAAUGUAAGCAAAAUGUAAGGUUCAUUUUUUCUUACCAUUGCUAAAAGCAGGAUGUAUUAUUUUUGUUAUCCUGGAGCAGAAUGAUAUUUGUGAUAUCUGCAACCAAAUAUUUGCAUGGUGGACGAAAUCAUUUGUUGUUCAUGUGUCACAUAAACAAGAUAUUGAAGACCUUAUUUACAUCCAAAAACUUAACAUAGAAAUUAUCACCUCUAGAAUCAUAGACUAACAUUUUGUCAAGAAAAAUAAAAUCUGUAGUCCUUAAGAAAAUCGAAAG
Messenger RNA from Lycium ferocissimum, 2227 nucleotides. Its product is annotated as vacuolar cation/proton exchanger 3-like. NCBI's taxonomy places the organism in Eukaryota, Viridiplantae, Streptophyta, Magnoliopsida, Solanales, Solanaceae. Bases 367 to 1686 code for a protein of 439 amino acids. The transcript is spliced from 13 exons. Gene Ontology annotation, cellular component: plant-type vacuole membrane. Gene Ontology annotation, molecular function: calcium:proton antiporter activity. The record is from RefSeq and is a predicted model, not a curated record. Gene Ontology annotation, biological process: calcium ion transmembrane transport; intracellular calcium ion homeostasis.